This is a messenger RNA of Crotalus tigris (Tiger rattlesnake), 3579 nucleotides long. RefSeq names its product nitric oxide synthase 3 (gene NOS3). Lineage: Eukaryota; Metazoa; Chordata; Lepidosauria; Squamata; Viperidae. Gene Ontology annotation, molecular function: calmodulin binding; heme binding; nitric-oxide synthase activity. The transcript has 26 exons. Gene Ontology annotation, biological process: nitric oxide biosynthetic process. The record is from RefSeq and is a predicted model, not a curated record. The coding region runs from base 13 to 3522 and encodes 1169 amino acids.
GAGCGCAGAGCCAUGGGCAACUGGCCCGGGGGUCCCGCGCAGCCCCACGCCUGCGGGCGGACCCUCUGCUCCCGCCACCGGCCCUCCACCUCGGAGGAGGGGGACCCCGUCAGCAAGAGCAGCUUGCCAGCCGAGCGCCCGGCGGACCCUCCCCGCUAUUCCCGCCUCAAGAACUGGCAGACGGGCACCAUCCUGUACGACACCCUCAGCGCCCAGGCCAGGCAGGAGGUGCCCUGCAAUGGGAAACGGUGCCUGGGCGCCGCCAUGCUGCCCAAACAGAUGCUAGCCGGCUGCGACGGUGCCCGAUCGGAGGAAGAGCUGCUGAGUCUGGCCAGGGACUUCCUCGGCCUCUACUACAGCUCCAUGAGGCGGGCCGAGUCGCAAGCCCACCACCAGCGCCUCCGGGAGGUGGAGCAGCAGAUUGCCGCCACCGGCACCUACCAGCUGCUGGAGGCCGAGCUGGUCUUCGGCGCCAAGCACGCCUGGCGCAACGCCCCGCGCUGCCUGGGACGCAUCCAGUGGAACAAGUUGCAGGUCUUUGACGCCCGGGACAUCACCACCGCCCAGGACAUGUUCACCUUCCUGUGUAACCACAUCAACUACGCAACCAACCGGGGGAAUCUACGGUCGGCCAUCACUGUCUUCCCGCCGCGGCUGGCGGGACGGGGCGACUUCCGCAUCUGGAAUCAGCAGCUGAUCCGCUACGCCGGCUACCCGCAGCCCGACGGCGGCGUCCUGGGAGACCCGGCCAGCAUGGAGAUCACCGAGCUCUGCAUGCAGUAUGGCUGGCGUCCCCCCUAUGGCCGUUUCGAUGUCCUCCCGCUGCUCCUGCAAGCGCCAGACGAGGACCCCGAGCUGUUCGUUCUGCCUCCCGAGCUGGUGCUGGAGGUGCCCAUCGUCCACCCCACACUGCCGUGGUUUGAGGAGCUGGGACUCCGCUGGUACGCCCUCCCGGCCGUGGCCAACAUGCUGCUGGAAAUUGGCGGUCUAGAGUUCCCAGCCGCCCCCUUCAGCGGCUGGUACGUGGGCUGCGAGAUCGGCAUGCGGGACUUUUGCGACGCCCACCGCUACAACCUCUUGCAGGGGGUGGCUGAGAAGAUGGGGCUGGACACGGGGACCACCCUCUCCCUAUGGAAAGACAAGGCGGCGGUGGAGAUGAACGUGGCCGUGCUGCACAGCUUCCAGCUGGCCAAAGUGACCAUCGUGGACCACCACGCUGUGGCUGAGUCCUUCAUGAAGCACCUGGAGAACGAGCAGCGCAUCCGGGGGGGCUGCCCGGCCGACUGGAUCUGGCUGGUGCCCCCCAUCUCCGGCAGCCUCACCCCCGUCUUCCACCAGGAGCUGGUCAACUACCAGCUGUCCCCCGGCUUCCGAUACCAGGCCGACCCCUGGAAGUCCUACGUCCCCAAAGGGACCACCAUCACCCGGAAGAAGACCUUCAAGGAGAUCGCCAACGCCGUCAAGAUCUCCGCCAAGCUGAUGGGCCACGUGAUGGCCCAACGGGUCAAGGCCACCAUCCUCUACGCCUCGGAGACGGGCAAGUCCAAGGCCUACGCCUUCAGCCUGAAGGAGCUCUUCCAGUCGGCCUUCGCCCCCAAGGUGAUGUGCCUCGAUGAAUACGACGUGGUGUCCUUGGAGCAUGAGACCCUCGUUCUGGUGGUCACCAGCACCUUCGGCAACGGAGACCCUCCGGAGAACGGAGAGAGCUUCUCCAAAGCCUUGAUGGAGAUGUCCUGCCCGUAUCUGGGAGCGGUGGAGCCGGAGUUUCAGAAGAGCUACAAGAUGCGCUUCAACAGCAUCUCUCAGUCCGACCCUUCGGUGGCCUUCUGGAAGAAGAAGCGCAGAGAGUCCAGCAACACGGACAGUGCGGGCGCCCUGGGCACCCUCAGGUUCUCCGUCUUCGGUCUGGGGUCCCGGGCGUACCCCCACUUCUGCGCCUUCGCCCACGCGGUGGACACCCGGCUGGAGGAGCUGGGCGGCGAACGGAUCCUGCCGCUGGGCGAAGGCGACGAGCUGUGCGGGCAGGAGGAGUCCUUCCGCACCUGGGCCUCCAGCGUCUUCAAGGCCGCGUGCGACACCUUCUGCGUCGCGUCGGACAGCGUCUCCGCCGAGGUGUUCUCCGCCCGCUCCAGCUGGAAGCGCAACCGGCACCGGGUCCUGGCCCAGCCCGGCGUCACCUUUGACCUCCUGGCAGAUCUGACGAAGAUGCACAAACGGAAGGUGUUCCCGUGUUACGUCCAUUCGGUCAAGAAUCUGCAGAGCUCCGAUUCCGGCCGCUCCACCCUCCUGGUGCGCCUGCAGACGGGAGACCAAGCGGAGCUGCGCUACCAGCCGGGUGACCACGUCAGCAUCUUCCCGGCCAACCGGGCGCCGCUGGUGGAGGCGCUGAUGCGCCUGGUCCAGGACCCCCCGCCGGCCGAGGAGCCCGUCGCCGUGGAGACCCUGGAGGCAGGCACCGAGGGGGUGAAGCGGAUGUGGGUGCCCAGCCCCCGGCUGCCCCCCUGCACCCUGCGCCAGGCGCUGACCUACUUCCUGGAUAUCACCACGGCGCCCAGCCCCCAGAUGCUCCAGCUGUUGGCCGGCCUGGCCGAGGACCGGACGGAGCGGGAGAAGCUGCAGCGGCUCAGCCAGGACUCCCUGCUCUACGAAGAGUGGAAGUGGUUCCGGUGCCCGACGGUGAUCGAACUGUUGGAGGAGUUCCCCUCGGUGGCGCUGCCUACUUCACUGCUGCUCACCCAGCUGCCCUUACUACAGGCCCGCCAGUACUCCGUUAGCUCCGCGCCCGACACGCAUCCGGGGGAGCUGCACCUCACCGUAGCCGUGCUCAACUAUCGCAGUCAGGAUGGGAAGGGCCCCAUGCACUACGGCGUCUGCUCCACGUGGCUGUCCCAGCUCUCUCCGGGCGAGAUGGUGCCGGCUUUCGUUCGAAGCACCCCAAACUUCCAGCUCCCGGAGGACCCCACAGCCCCCUGUAUCCUGGUGGGGCCUGGCACCGGCAUCGCCCCGUUCCGGGGUUUCUGGCAGCAACGGCAACACCGGAUGAAAACCGAAGGCCUGGCCCCCGGCGACAUGACUCUCGUGUUUGGCUGCCGUAGUUCCCGCCACGACCACAUCUACAGCGAGGAGAUCCGAGAGGCGCAGGAGACGGGGGCCCUACGUCGCGUCCUCACCGGCUUCUCGCGGGACCCCGAUUACCCCAAGACCUACGUGCAGGACCUGUUGCGGCUGCACCUGGCGGACCACGUCUUCGAGGUGCUGAGCCAGCUCGAGGGCCACGUCUACGUCUGCGGCGACGUCACGAUGGCCACGGGGGUCCUGCAGACCAUCCAGCAGAUCUUGGCGCAGGAAGGGAGGAUGUCGUUGGUGGAGGCAGGCGACGCCAUCAGCGAACUCCGGGACCAAAACCGCUACCACGAGGACAUCUUCGGCCUGACCUUCCGCACACAGGAAGUGGCGUCGCGCAUCCGAAGUCUCUCCUUCUCCAAGUACGGGCGGAAAAGCUGCCUCGUGGCGGAGAUCUGAGGCCCAAGUGCCUUCAAGACCCCCCCCUCUUUUGGGGACCCCCCAUUAAAGCCCUUU